AUGCAGGAGCACCUGGCCUCCCUUGCUGCACAAGGAGACGCUGCAGACACACUUAUAAUCUUGGAGCAUCCAUCAACGUAUACAGUGGGCAAGCGGGGCACUUUUGCUGACUUCAAAAAGAGCGAGGAGGAGCUUUCAAGGCUUGGUGCAGGAAUAGAGCACAUCAAUCGAGGAGGAGAAACCACUUUUCAUGGACCAGGCCAGGUAGUCUUGUAUCCCAUCAUCAAUCUACGUAGACUAAAAUGUGGAGCAAGGGCUUAUGUGGAGGGAUUAGAAGACUCCCUGAUCGCCACCCUCUCUACUUACGGUGUGCAAGCAAGGGGGAGAGUCCGAUGUAGGACUGGUGUGUGGGUGGAGGACCGCAAAAUAGCUGCCAUUGGAGUGCAGAUAUCACAUGGUGUCACGCGGCAUGGCGCUGCCCUGAAUGUGACAACGGAUCUGUCCUAUUUCUCGCACAUUGUGCCCUGCGGCAUUGCCGACAAGGAGAUGACCACCCUCCAGAAGGAAUUGGGAGUGCCACAUGUCAGCACUGCUGAAGUGGCCUCCAGAUUCACCACAGCAUUUGCUGAGCAAUUUGGAUACCAUGAUUCUGUAGAGAUCAGCAGGGAGAAGCUUGAAGAACAAGCAAUGUGA
Coccomyxa subellipsoidea C-169 is the source of this 633-nucleotide messenger RNA. RefSeq names its product LIPOYLtransferase 2. The transcript has 4 exons. Gene Ontology annotation, biological process: protein lipoylation. The record is from RefSeq and is a predicted model, not a curated record. Gene Ontology annotation, cellular component: mitochondrion. Lineage: Eukaryota; Viridiplantae; Chlorophyta; Trebouxiophyceae; Coccomyxaceae. The coding region runs from base 1 to 633 and encodes 210 amino acids. Gene Ontology annotation, molecular function: lipoyl(octanoyl) transferase activity.